Molecule: messenger RNA, 4795 nt
Organism: Antechinus flavipes (yellow-footed antechinus)
Lineage: Eukaryota; Metazoa; Chordata; Mammalia; Dasyuromorphia; Dasyuridae
Gene: SPATA31F1
Product: SPATA31 subfamily F member 1
Exons: 4
Coding region: 71-4168 (1365 amino acids)
Source: RefSeq, a predicted model, not a curated record
AAAGUAUCCAGCACUCUGAGCUUCAGGGAACAGGGAUGGCUAGUCUCUUUGCUUUAGUGGAAUUUGGACCAUGCUGAGAUACAUUUUUGCUCUUUGGAAUAGUGGCUAUGCUUAUUACACCUUUGGGUUCUUGUUCCUUAUCAUAGUCUUGUGGCAAUUCUGUUAUGGGUUUAGGAAAACCCAACAGAGCUGCUGCCGGCGUCAAAGAAAAGUCCAAAGGAGUUUCAAAGGCACAGAACAAAGAGUUUGGAGAUCUUCCCAGGAAGACAUCAAGACCCCCUUGGAACUGUUGUCCAUCCUGAAAAGCCAAACCUUUCCCAAAGAAAGCAGUGUUCGGAAGCUUCUGUGUAAAGACCCUGCCUGCUCGGUCUGUAAUACUGUGGCCUUGGAAACGAAGUUCCUGCUAUCUGGUGAGAAAGACUUGCAUUCUCCUCCACUGCUGAACACAUCGCCCGGGUCUUCUUGCUUAGAGGCUAUGACUAUGUCCACUUACUCUUUUGACCAAAGUUUGGACCUAAGCUCAUCUGCGGAAUCCCUGUUGUCCCCACUCCCGGUCCAAACUCCUUUAACUCAGAUGGGCUCCCUGCCCCCUCCCGGGGUCCCAGAGCACUGGACUGAACAGCUCCACCUGGGGAAGAAGCUCUACAUCGCCAGCCUGUCCAGAACGCCCUCCGAAGCCUCUUCUUCCAGUCCAGAGAAACUCAAGAACCCGGUCCUAAAGCCGGAUGCCAGUGACGAUGGGGAUCCACCUGCCACCCAGAUCAGCAAGACCGGGGCUUUUAAAUCCAAAGACAUCCUGCUGAACACCGAGUUCCUCCAGAUGACCCGGCGCCCUUCCACCAUCACGGCCCUCACGGUUUUGCCCACCACCCUUUCGUUCAUUAGCCCCGAAGUCCGGCAGCUUCUAGAGGUGCACAUCAAGAAGAGGGUACAUUUCCAGAGGUGGGGUCUCCCCAAGAGGGUGGAAGAGUCACUCAAACUCAUGGCGGACCCCCCCCAUUACCUCCCGGGGAACCCCGCAGUCCCUCACAUCCCAGAAGAGGUCUCCAAGGCAGCGGCGGCGGCGGCGGAGGCGAGCCCGGCGGCCGCCCGCCCCUCAGUACCAUGGCGGGCAGAGCAGCCCAGUCAGUGCUCCUCGGGCUCCAAGAUGAUCCCUGCCGAGUUAGCAAGAGCACCGCCCAAGAGAGCUUCUGAGGAGCACCCAAGCCCUGCCAGCGCAGACCCCGACCUGAACAGCUUGUGUCCCCCGAGUGGGGGGCCUCCCAAGGUCAAGAGUCACUAUCUGCAGCAGCAAUACAGCCAGCUCUACUGGGGCCUCCCUUCCCUGCACAGCGAAUCCCUGGUGGCCACCUUCCUGAGGCAAGACAACGUCUCCUCCUCCAUGAGCAGGAACAAGAUUUCCUCCGUGGACAGUACUUUUCUCUUCAAUGAACUGUCGUUCCUGCCCUUGGUGCCACAGUUAACCCCCCCUCCCUCUCCACCUGCUCCAAUGGGGAGCAUCAUCAAAACGCCUGAAGAGACCCAAAUCAACGUCCCGUUCCUCAGCGUAGGGGAGUGUGAGACCCUGGAAUGGCAUCUGCUGCAGAGACAGCUGCAGGUGAUGUGGGGCCUGCCCCCCCUCAUCCAGGGCCAGAGCCCCCUCGAUCAGGACCUCUGUGAGGCAGACCAGGUCCUCAUGCCUCCGUGGCACAAAAUGAACGUCUCGGUCCUCACGAGGGAGCUUUUCUUCUUCCCGGACCAUGCCCGCAGGCUCCUCGAGCUCCAUUUUCAGAGGCGGCUCCUUCAGCACCAGAUGGAGUCGUCUCUGGCCAUCCAAGAGUCCGCCUCCCUGCUGCUGUCCCCAGGGGACCAGCUCCAAGUCCCCGAGAGCGCCCUGAGCAACGUGCACAUGAGAAUCCACCAGAACGAGAAUUCCCAACUCGGGAUGCUCCAGCCGGCUCCCCCCAUCCUGAUUCCGGCCCGCUUCCUUGAGCCUGAAAUCUAUGCCAAAGCUAAGGAGAUUGUGCAGAUGCACAUCGAGAAAAAAUGUUUACAGAUCAAACAAGGGAUCUUUCCAGACAUCAUCUGUGGGUCGUGGGACAUCGGGAACCAGUUAUCUGCGGGGGACCUUCCUGGCCAGAGAACACUGGAAGCUGCUCACUCCUAUAUGGAGUCGGAAGGCCUGGCUUUCCAGGAUCCAAAUGCAACAGCAUGGAUGGAGCUGAGCAUGGACCAAGAACCUCUCACGCCGCUGGCCAGAAGCGUUAGGCAGCCAGACCAGGCUGUGACUCUCCCACAGAGCAUGAUUGAGAAACUGGAAAUGAUUUUGAGACACAAAUACUUGGCUUUCUUAUCGGGAUUACCGGCUCUUUAUUACGUGGCUCUCUACAGGGCAAUAUCCCCUUUAGCUAUUUCCCAAACUGAUGUACCCAACUUGGGGCAAGGGACUGUGAAGGAACAAAUCGACCCCAUGAGCUACAGGAUUUGGGCUGAAGAACAACAAUUACUUCCCCCCAAAGCAGAAGUGAGCAAUUCCACCAUGAAUCCUGGGGGCGCUGGAAAUGAAGUGUCGGUUUCCCAGCAGAUAAUAGUCUCAGAGGCAGUACCAAAAAGAGAAGAUGCUAAACAGGGCUCAGAGGAAAUAGAUGAUCUGAGAGGGUUAGUUUACCCAGAGUGUCCCUAUUCGCCAAGCAAGUCUGUCAUCUUGACCAUGAUGGAUUCCCACGUAAGGAAAAAGGUGUUAGAAGUCAGUCUGGGGAUUCCCCAAAAAGCUAUAGAAUCUAGGGAACUCUCUGAAGCUCUGGAAUCUCCUUUACCCGAUCCUUGCUUAGGCCUUGUUCCCAUCAUGAAUCCAGAAAGUCCCAACGAGCUGCGAGGAAUUCUCAGCAGCCCAGAGAACCAAGAGUUCCCAGAAAUGUGCUCAUCCCCGGUAGCUCUAGAUGCCAAAGUUCCAAGCUGGACGUACUUUAAGGAGCAGCUCUCCAGCGAGCUGGAGCUUAGUUUGAUGAGGAUAUCAGGGAGCCAGACUCAAAGCUGCCCCACGGCCAUUCCCCUGACAUCGCCCCAGAUCCCCAGCCUCCCGGUCUCCAAGGCCGCUCAGUCGCAUUCCCAGAGAAAGCCCAGUGGGGACAUGGCUAACACCCAAGUGCUCCACGUCCACUUGGAGACGGAACGGAGCAACCGGGGCCAGAGGGAGUUCUGGAAGAUGGAGCCGCAGACCCCCUGGGAUGGCCAGGCCAAGGCCAUCAGCUCAACCUCCACCAAGAUAGAAGGCUCCAAAGGAAAAGACCAGGGUGGGGGGGAUGCAGGCUGGGGGACCUCUUCUUUCAAAAGAAGGACUCACGCCCUCAAGGCUAGAAAGCCAAUGAAGUCUUCUCUGAGCAGGACCCACAGAUCCCCACAUCCAGGGAACAGGGACCAUAAUCAGACCGCCCCCUUCCAGGAGCUUCCCCAAUUUUUCUCCAAAGAUGAGAAUUCAGGAGCACUUCUGAGAGCGCCGAGGAGGAAAGAGGCUGAGAGGAACGGCUAUGAAGGUGGCCCAAGGAAGCCGAAAGCCUCGUCUCCUCCAACAAGGGACCCUGAGCACCCCCAACCCAGUGGCCCUAAAAAUCCCAGCAAAGUGGCUCAGAGAGCAAAAUACGUGCAAGUCCCAGAGCGGACAGUUUAUGCUCCCCGGGGUCAAACCCCUUCAGAAAACAGCUUUAGGGAAAAGGUCAAGCACUUUCUUCAUUGGCUCAGCUUCAGGAAAAAACUUAGGAGUCAGAGCUCCUCUCACACCUUCCCCUGGGCUGAGGUGUCCCGGUCAGGGAAGGAUCUUCCUAAGCAGGCCCUGAGCUCAGGCAAAGGCUCCACGAGUAAGGGAUGGAAAGCCAAGAAGAAUGUGGAAUUCAAGGAGCACUACUACCCAUUCACAAGUAAGAGCUUCUUCGGCAGCGCGGAGGCUCCCCCGACCAGUCAGGUUCACCAUCCCGACUGCCACGCGGGCCACCAACACUUCUGGACCUCGGAACUGUGCUCCUGCUGUCACUGUUCGGAAAUGUCCAUUCAGCAGGAAACCCACCCCCCUUCCCUCCUGCCUUCUGAGAAAAACUUUUGCUCCCUCAGAAAAAGAGCCCAGUCCCAACAGAGAGAGCGAGUUCAUUCUCAUGAAUGCAUCCCCUCUGAGGAGGACAGUAUUCAUUUCCAUUAAUGAGGGCCACCGUCCUUCCCAAAUACAUUCUAUUCCUCUAAUGGGAGAGCAGAGUCUUCUGUCCCUUCACCCACCCACCCCCUACUCUGUUGUUUGGGGCUUGGGGGGAAGAGGGGUGGGAGAACUGCCAUGCCCCAAGGUCUUUCUCAUCAGGACUUCCUGCAAUCUCUGACUGGCAUUCCAGAGAGAGGUGCUGCUGGUCUACCACAGCAAUGGGAGGAGAAAUUAGGUGCAAAGAAGAAAGAGGAUUGGGGAUUCAACCAGUUUCCCUUGAUAUCUGAGCAAAUGGGGAAUAAAGCAAUGUGGGUUAGAUGAGUGUACAUUCUGGUGGAUUUGCAGUCGGCUCCCCCCGCCCCGGCUCCCCUGCUCUCCACUCUCCCCACCCAGUGUUCCGUCUUUGUCAACUUGGUGGCUCUAACAGGGUACCACAGGGCUCUGGGCCUGGCCUGUUUAAAGAUCUUUUUCAGUGACCUGAAUAAAAGAGAACAUAAUGCUUGAUAUUACCGAUGACAUAAAGCUAGAAAGACAGAAUCGAGAUUUUAGAUGAUUUCAUUGUAUUUGAAUUCUGGACUCGAGCAGCAAGACUCAGUUUUCACAGAGACAAAUGUAGGGGUCGUGCAUUCAUCU